AUGUGUCUAUCUAACGGUUAUGAAGGAGACGUUAUUGACAAUAUGAAAACAGAAGUCAAAGUGUCUGCAGAUGAGGAAGAAUUAGUCGCACAACUCCGCAACUAUCUCACCGAAAAGCUCACUUAUCUUCUCGAGCAGAAUGGCACAAUCAGUAUCGGAGUGUCAGGCGGAUCUAUGCCGAAAGUGUUCAGCGAGGCACUUCUCUCAGUCGCACCAGAGCUCUUGAACUGGAAGAGGAUUCGUAUUUUCAUGGUAGACGAGCGACACGUGCCGAGAGAUCAUGAAGACAGUAACCUUGGAGCAUAUCUUCAACUCUUCCCACAAGAACUUCAUCAUGUAUUCAUCCCGGUUCCAAUUUCGAAACAAGUAGUGCACACAGCUCAAGCAUACGAGAUAAAUCUCCGAAAGUACCUGCUUCCCGAACAACUCAACACUUAUCCACGUUUCGAUAUUCUCUUCCUUGGCGCAGGGCCAGAUGGCCACACAGCGAGUAUCUUCCCGGGAAAAGAACAACUUGAGAAGAUUACCGAUUUGAAUUGGGUCUCAGUAAUCACAGAUUCACCGAAACCACCGCCAUCUCGUGUCACCAUCACAAUGCAAUGCAUCCAAAACGCGAAAAACGUGGCGUUCAUUCUCACCGGCGCCAACAAAAGAGAUGUCGUGCGCGCUAUUCACGAGGGAGAUAAGAGUAUACCGGCGGCUCAAGCGAGACCAAUGAACAACAAGAUGAUACUGUUUUUGGAUGAGCACGCGGCAGCCGGGGUGCCGAACAGAGAGUCAUCGGAAAGCGAGUCACCACCACCUUUUGACACUUGA
Messenger RNA from Caenorhabditis remanei, 816 nucleotides. RefSeq lists its product as uncharacterized. Bases 1 to 816 code for a protein of 271 amino acids. The record is from RefSeq and is a predicted model, not a curated record. Lineage: Eukaryota; Metazoa; Nematoda; Chromadorea; Rhabditida; Rhabditidae. Gene Ontology annotation, biological process: pentose-phosphate shunt; carbohydrate metabolic process. Gene Ontology annotation, molecular function: 6-phosphogluconolactonase activity. The transcript is spliced from 2 exons.